UUACUAUGUUAGUACCACUUACCUGCUCUCAACUGGCAUUCUGAACGUGGAGCGCAUAAUUAAAUUGCUUGUCAUGAAUCAAUCCGCUAUGACUAUUCGUUUUGAUUAACAUAGUGAUAGGUUUAUGGCGCUCAAGUCCCUUCAAAGCUAUGCUCCCUUAUUCCUUUGGCAACAAGCCUAUUCUCCCACUUCUUGCAUCCCCAUUUCGCUCACAGUGAUCGACCACUCGCCGUGAUGAGUGAAGACAAUAGGCCAGAUCCUCCGGAAACGUGCGAAGCAACCAUUCGUGAAAGCUCAACUGCUAGGUUCCGGAUUCUGAAUGUGGCUGAUGUUGUGCAGAAGCGCUCCAAGCGUUCCCGCGACCGCACUCCUGCGACUCAGAGUGUCAACCUUCAACCUGGUGUUUCCUCGAAUCAGACUAUUGCGAGGCGCCCAGGAUACUUCACAACUGGCACAUUCUCCCAUGUUAGUCGCGCAGAGGAAACUUCUGGUCCCAAAUCAGUUGAUGCUGAACUUCAGGGUGCCCACGAGGCUUCAGAACACAUGAAAACACUCUGGAGACCUGCGCACUUUGUGAUAUCCGCCGUCAACAAUGCCGCAGACGAUUUUCAGACCAAUUACCUCCAACCCCUGAAACUUUUCGACGCUGCAAUUGAAAAUAUUGCAAAUGUGCAUCCAUACGCAAAGAUGGCGUUGGGCGUACUAUCUGCUGCAGCCAAAAUAAUUCUUUCUCAAGCAGAGCGCGACGAAUCAGUAGAUCGCCUUCUCCAAAAAUUAGAUGAAGUUUAUGGCUUUAUCACUCAAGACGAUAAUCUUUCCAAGGUUGAAUCGAUGCAUGAUAUCAUCGGAAAGAUUGCUCAACAAACUCUCGAGUGUGCCCGUUUCAUCAGGGAGUACUCAGACGAAGAGCUUCUGGAGGAGAGUUGGUAA
Suillus bovinus is the source of this 930-nucleotide messenger RNA. RefSeq lists its product as uncharacterized. The record is from RefSeq and is a predicted model, not a curated record. The transcript is spliced from 7 exons. NCBI's taxonomy places the organism in Eukaryota, Fungi, Basidiomycota, Agaricomycetes, Boletales, Suillaceae. The coding region runs from base 235 to 930 and encodes 231 amino acids.